CUCGUGAGGACCGCCCUCUGUUUCUGCCCACGUGGUCUGGGCCUCCCGCCCCGGGCAGCUGGCGAGUUCAGGGUCCUUGGGCUGCGGAUUUCUCUACGUCCGGAGGCGCUGACCAGUCUUCUCCGCCUUGUGCGUCAGGCCGCGCUGCGGUUAUCCGCUCCGGGACCCUUUUUCAGGGCCACCAGAAACCCAGCCCUUUGCUGGGGGCGCUGCCGGCGCCGCCCUCCGCCCUCUCUACCAGUAGGCCGAUUCUCUUGGUAGCAGUCGGUGGGGUGGGGAAAUGGUCGUGCUUUCGGUGCCCGCCGAAGUCACUGUGAUCCUGUUAGAUAUCGAAGGUACCACAACCCCGAUUGCUUUCGUGAAGGACAUUUUAUUUCCUUACGUGAAAGAAAAUGUUAAAGAGUAUCUGCAGACACAUUGGGAAGAAGAGGAGUGCCAACAGGAUGUCAAUCUUUUGAGGAAACAGGCUGAAGAGGACUCCCACCUGGAUGGGGCUGUCCCGAUCCCAGCAGCCUCUGGUAGCGGUGUGGACGACCCGCGGUGGAUGAUCCAGGCCGUGGUGGAUAACGUGUACUGGCAGAUGUCCCUGGACCGGAAGACCACGGCGCUGAAGCAGCUGCAGGGCCACAUGUGGAGGGCGGCGUUCAAGGCUGGGCAUAUGAAGGCAGAGUUCUUUGAAGACGUGGUUCCGGCUGUCAGGAAGUGGCGAGAGGCUGGAAUGAAGGUAUAUGUCUAUUCUUCAGGGAGUGUGGAGGCGCAGAAACUAUUAUUUGGGCAUUCUACAGAGGGGGACAUUCUUGAGCUUGUGGACGGUCACUUUGAUACCAAGAUUGGACACAAAGUGGAGAGUGAGAGUUACCGAAAGAUUGCCAGCAGCAUUGGCUGUUCAACCAACAACAUCUUGUUUCUGACGGAUGUUUCCCGAGAGGCCGGCGCUGCUGAGGAGGCGGACGUGCAUGUAGCUGUGGUGGUAAGACCAGGCAACGCAGGGCUGACUGAUGACGAGAAGACCCACUUCAGCCUCAUCACCUCCUUCAGUGAGCUGUGCCUGCCCUCCUCAGCCUAGAGGAGGGACCCGAGGGAGACCAGACUGUCUGCACAGCGUCGUCCCUGUCCUCUGGUUUCAUUCUAAUGGUGAAAGGCGUCUGCUUAAAAAAUACAGAUAAACACACACGGAGGGUUUGUUAAGUGUGUGCAUGUUCAAAUUUCCUUCCACAAGCACAUAGUGGAAAAAAGAAUCUCAGUUCAGUGAAAAGGAGACUUAUUUUAAAGAUGCUCUAUAUGUAGACAUUGUUUGGGACCACAACUCUAACCCUUAUGCAGGGCGACGUAUAGUUGAGAGAAGAAGUUAUGACUGAACAGGUCAAAUGUGUUAAUGUUUAUUAAGUCACGGAUCAAAAUAGAUUGGGUUGAGUGGUUUCUCAGAAGCCUUGUUAUUUUGAAACUAGAAGUAUUUCAAAGACAUUCCUAAUAAUAAUCUACUUCCCCUUUUAAAUUGUGAGUUUAAGAUUACAACAACCUAAUUUGAAACUAUUAAUCUCUCUGUUUACAAAUGACAAAGCUAUUUGUUAUUUGUUUCUGCUCCAGAAGAGAGCAGAGUUGGGAAAGAAAAUGCAUGUGAGUCUUGAUUAACCAAGUGUUUAUUACUUAAGAAACUUGCUGAUCACUGUGGUACCCAUAGCAAGCAGUUGUCUUACCAGUGGAAAAGAUGCACUAAUGUAACAGCUAAAAUAGAAAUGUGCUUCCUAAGGUUUAACCAAACAGCCCUAAUCCUGCCCGUUGUUACAGAUUUCAGAGAUGCCCAGCUAACUACUUCUUAGCACAGUUUGAGAACAGAUGUUAAUUCCUAUUUACUCUUAAAAAAUAAAUGGUUUACUGAAAUUUGUCCAAAAGACCUAGAGCCCUGAUAUCUAAUAUGAAAUGGAUACAAGAAAUGUAAAUUUUAUAACAGCUUUAUUUAUCCUGGUUCAGCCUAAUGGGAUGUCAUGUCAGUUUCAUGUGAUUAAUAAAAGCAUUUUCUUCUUCACUCA
Molecule: messenger RNA, 2030 nt
Organism: Capra hircus (goat)
Lineage: Eukaryota; Metazoa; Chordata; Mammalia; Artiodactyla; Bovidae
Gene: ENOPH1
Product: enolase-phosphatase 1
Exons: 6
Coding region: 281-1066 (261 amino acids)
Molecular function (GO): magnesium ion binding; acireductone synthase activity
Source: RefSeq, a predicted model, not a curated record